AUGACGACGCUGCCAACGGAAUCCCUCACAGAGUACAUCAUAGUGGAGUACCGCUGGGUGGUGGUGAUAUUUGCGCUGCUGCCCAUGUCGCUAUUCUGGAAGAUAUGGUCUUCGCUCAGAAACUACGUGGUGUUCAAACUCAAUAGCGCACCGAAGAUGCACGACAGGAAGGUCAAGCACGUUCAAAAGCAGGUGAAAGAUUGGCUGGUCAAUGGUCGGAAGACAAAGCUAUGCACGGCCCGGCCCACGUGGCAGACAAUGUCCUUCCGCCAGGGGCUGUACAAGAAGUCAUUCACCAACAUCGAAGUUAACCUGGUGGAUGUACUCGAAGUCGACACUAAGAAUAUGACGGUUCGCUGCGAGCCAUUGGUCACUAUGGGCCAAUUAUCCCGCACCCUGGAGCCACUCGGGCUAGCUCUGGCGGUAGUCCCAGAGCUGGACCAGCUGACUGUGGGCGGAUUGGUCAUGGGAACCGGCGUGGAGACCUCGUCUCACGUGCAUGGUCUGUUCCAGCACAUCUGCUUGCAGUACGAGCUGGUGCUCGCUGAUGGUUCUGUAGUUACAUGCAGUAAGGAUGAAAACCCAGACCUGUUUUACGCGGUGCCAUGGUCAUACGGCACUCUAGGGUUCCUGACCUCAGUGGUGAUCAAAGUGAUACCUGCUAAGAAAUAUGUGCGUCUCGAAUAUCACCCGUAUGCGAAACUGUCUGAGCUUGCUGAUAGAUUCAGAAAAGAAAGUUUAGACAAAGAGCCACACCAGUUUAUCGAAGCUUUACUGUUCACGAAGGACACUGGAGUAGUGAUGCUGGGAGACAUGGUGGAUGAACCGGGCUCUGAUGGAAAGGUCAACAAGAUCGGGAAAUGGUAUUCAGAGUGGUUCUUCGUACAAGUUCAACGACAUCUGAAAAACUAUCGGAAGGAUAUCAGCAAGAUUGUGGUGGAGUACAUCCCCCUAAGAGAUUAUUAUCAUCGGCAUACGAAGAGUCUUUUCUGGGAAUUGCAGGACAUAGUCCCGUUCGGCAACAGCGCGUGGUUUCGCUACCUGCUGGGCUGGCUGAUGCCGCCGGAGGUGUCGCUGCUGAAGCUCACGCAGCCGCGCGCCAUCGCUGAACUAUACGAGCGCGCGCACGUCAUACAGGACAUGCUGGUGCCAGUGCAGCAUCUGGAUGAUGCGGUGCUCACGUUCCAUAAGGAGUUCGAGGUGUAUCCCAUUUGGUUGUGUCCGUUCAAGGUGUUGAACAACCCGGGACAGUUGAAGAUCAAAUGUGAUGAUAAAUGGCAGAUGUUUGUCGACAUUGGCGUCUAUGGUGUGCCUAAGGCUAAAGGAUAUGAGACGGUGCCCUCAACGCGCCGCAUCGAAAGCUUCGUGACAUCUCGCGACGGUUUCCAAAUGCUAUACGCGGACACGUACACUACUCAAAAGGAGUUUCGUGCCAUGUUCGACCACACGCUAUACGAUGCGGUGCGCGCGCGCCUGCCGCACUGUACUGAUGCCUUCCCAGAGAUUUAUGGGAAGGUCAACAGGAACGUUAGGAAAUAA
This is a messenger RNA of Chilo suppressalis (striped riceborer), 1539 nucleotides long. The record is from the annotation of a GenBank genome assembly. NCBI's taxonomy places the organism in Eukaryota, Metazoa, Arthropoda, Insecta, Lepidoptera, Crambidae.